AUGUUUGUGUUCGGGGAGGCUACUGUUCAAGAGAAAAAAAAUAGGGAGACAAGAUCUUAUCUAAUUAUUGUGGCUUGGAGAAAUUUGUGUGAUUUGGGGUGGAUUGGGUUGCAAUCAAUUGAAUUGAAUGGAUUGAUUAUUGAUCCACCGAUUCGGAUGCGACGCGAUUACCAGGUAGUGGACAGAAGAGGAUACGUGGAAGGUUACAUUAAAUUGUUAAAAUAG
Messenger RNA from Sungouiella intermedia, 225 nucleotides. The record is from the annotation of a GenBank genome assembly. NCBI's taxonomy places the organism in Eukaryota, Fungi, Ascomycota, Pichiomycetes, Serinales, Metschnikowiaceae.